AUGGCUUUUACUUUCGUUUAUUUCCUUUCUUGGGCACACUCCGCUUUGGCUUUGGAUGAACUAAAUGGUGCUAUAGUUAAAGGUGUGAACUUGGGUGGAUGGUUGGUUCUUGAAGGAUUCAUUACGCCUUCACUUUUUGAGGGUAUUCUCAACCCAACGAUGCUUGACGGAACAAAAGUUCGGUUCAAAUCUUUGAGGUCAAAUAAGUAUGUAAGUGCGCAGAAGGGAGGAGAUUCCGGCAUCAUCACCGUUCACAAGGACAAAGCUCGUACCAGGGAAACCUUCAGAGUGUCUUCUGGAAAUGAGCUUAGAGCAGACCAUGAAGGUAUGCCAACAGGGGAUGACGAUGCAGCCACAUUUCAGAUGAUAAUAGAUGUCAAGAUGAACAUUAAGGGAGAUUACCAGCUCGACAAUGGAUAUGGACUCGAAAAGGCCGCAGAAGUGCUUAGUAAUCACAGAAGCAAUUUCGUUACACAAGCAGACUUUCAGUUUCUUAGCAGAAACGGUAUAAACACCGUGAGGAUUCCUGUUGGGUGGCAGUAUGGGAUAAAAUGCAUAAUCGACCUUCAUGCAGCUCCUGGUUCCCAGAAUGGGAUGGAGCACAGUUCUAGCCGAGAUGGUACAAUUGACUGGACGACAUCUGAUAACAUCCAGCAAACUCUUCGUGUCAUAGAUUUCCUAGCUUCCAAGUACGGGAACCAUGAUGCUCUUUCAGGGAUUGUUUGA
Messenger RNA from Papaver somniferum (opium poppy), 726 nucleotides. Its product is annotated as glucan 1,3-beta-glucosidase-like. NCBI's taxonomy places the organism in Eukaryota, Viridiplantae, Streptophyta, Magnoliopsida, Ranunculales, Papaveraceae. The transcript is spliced from 7 exons. Bases 1 to 726 code for a protein of 241 amino acids. The record is from RefSeq and is a predicted model, not a curated record. Gene Ontology annotation, biological process: cell migration; establishment or maintenance of cell polarity; actin filament bundle assembly. Gene Ontology annotation, molecular function: actin filament binding. Gene Ontology annotation, cellular component: cytoplasm; actin cytoskeleton.